Molecule: messenger RNA, 1614 nt
Organism: Lynx canadensis (Canada lynx)
Lineage: Eukaryota; Metazoa; Chordata; Mammalia; Carnivora; Felidae
Exons: 7
Coding region: 67-1200 (377 amino acids)
Source: RefSeq, a predicted model, not a curated record
CACCCACCCAGUCAGUCUCCUUCCAGCAGGUGCAGCCAGGAGGUCACCCUGGGCUUCUCUCCACAGAUGGGAAGCAGAACCAUGCUGUGUCCCCUUGCCUUCCUGUGCGCCCUCCUGUUUCCUGGCAGCUGGGCAGCGAUCAGCCUGGAGCAGCCCUCUAUGGUCGUGGCGCAGGCAGGCCGCUCAGCCACUCUGUGGUGCAAAGCCAGCACCAAGGUCAGCUACAUCCACUGGUACCACCACCAGGAAGGUGCAGCCCCCAAGAGGCUCCUCAGACUGGACAUGUCCGGAAAGUUUGUGCAGAGAGAUGGGGGCCUGAAAGCGGACAAAGUCAAUGCCAAGAGGGGCAAGGGUAGCAACAGCUGUGACCUGUCCGUGCUGAAGCUGGAGAAGAGCGACGAGGGCGUGUACUACUGUGCUGCCUGGGAAGCUCACAGCUGCACACAGUGGGCUGGGUAUGGCUGGGGCCGCAAAGUGUUCGGUGCUGGCACACUGCUCAGGGUCACAGCUAAAAGCCCUGAUGAAGACACUUCUCCCAAGCCCACGAUUUUUCUUCCUUCAAUUGUUGAAAGAAAACUCCACAAGGCUGGAACAUACCUUUGUCUUCUUGAGGAUUUUUUCCCUGAUGUUAUCAAGAUAGAUUGGAAAGAGAAAAAUGGCAGAGUAAUAUUGAAAUCCCAGCAGGGAGACACCAUGAAGACUAAUGACACAUACAUGAAAUACACCUGGCUGACCGUGAGAGAAGAGUCAAUGGGUAAAGAACACAAAUGUAUCAUCAAACACGAGAAGAAUAAAGGAGGGGUUGAUCAAGAGAUUCUUUUUCCUUCAAUAAACACAGCAGAUUUGGUGACGGGAUCCAAAGUGGGCUUCCAGAAGGAAUCAGAGACAAGUAGAAACACAAGGCCAGUAACUGUGAGCCCUUCAAGUACACUGUCUACAUCACCAUUUUCAAGUGCCGCGGAGCUCACUGCUGUUAACUCUACAGAAGCUUCUUUGAAAGACGAAAAUGACCCCCUAUGGCUGCAGCUUGCGAACACCUCUGCCUACUACACCUACGUCAUCCUCCUCGUCAAGAGCAUGGUCUAUACCAUCAUCAUCACCUACUGUCUGCUUGGGAGACCAGCACUCUGCCGCAAUGAGAAGAGUUGUAACACAUGGUGGCCCAAGGCUCCACUUUUCUUUACUGGCUAUUGUCGCUAAAGGUGUCUGCUGAGGCUCUAGUGGGGCUUUCUUUCUGGGUGUGGGUUAUUGCAGUUCACAUGUGUCUUUUUUCUAUGUGUCAUCACUGCAGAAUGGGUUUACAAACCGCCGGGCAAACAGGAAGUGUCACUCUGCACCAAGAACAGACUCUGCCGUGACUCAGGGGUGGGGCCGGGGGGCACCCACGGGGGCUUCAGCACCGCUCUCUCCUUCACGCCCACCAGCCCGUCAGCCACCCAGCACUCUCGCCUCUGAGUACACUUGGCGUGCAGCUUCUAUAGCUGCCCCUGGGGCUCUGUAUCCAGAUAACUGCCUGGAGGCCUUUUAUUUUACAUUUCUGGAAGCUGCCAUCUUUGCUACCUGAGUUUUGUUCUGUUGUUCAUAACAGGCAUAAUAAAAAUAAUCAAAAGUGUA